CUUGCAAUUCCAUUAUUUCUCAGUUUAAAGAGAAGAGGAUCUUCUAGACUUGUCUCUCCACAUGUUGCAGGAAUGGACAAAUGCUUUUCACUCUCCUUCACUGUAAUUUUACUGGGAACAUUAGGCUGGUGUCUGGCAAAGGAUAUUACAGUGUAUUCAGGACAACUAGGAGAAACACUUAAUAUUGUUUGUCCAUAUCAACAACGUGCAGAUCGAUGGAAGAAGAAAGUAUGGUGCAAAGAAGAUGAAGAUGGAUUUUGUCAGUCUGUUGUUAGUGUUCACUCAUAUUGGAUAAACAUUGCGAAAAGAACAAAUGGGAGUGCUGACAUCUCUGACAAUUAUCAAAAGGGUAUUAUUAUAAUCAAUAUGACAAAUCUGCAAAAAUCUGAUUCUGGUGUUUACCAGUGUAGGACAGUCACAUUUGGUGAUGUUAGCACUCUGCAAAGGAUCCAAGUGCAAGUUCUUGAAGACCAACAGAAAGAAAGUGUUUCAGAACUUGAAAAUACACAGUACAGCAUAUCUGGGUUACCAUCCGAAACCCAAAUCCCUGUAAUGUUGGUUGUAAUUGGAAGCAGCCUCAUCUCAUGCAAGCUACUUCUGUUGGGAUUCCUCUACAUCUGGUGGAAAAGACAUGAAGACAUCUACUCAACUAGUGUGGACCAAGAACCAUUUACUAUGCCUUUGUCAGCUGGUCAUUCAGAUGUUGAAUAUUCUCUACCCACUGCCAGAGAGGAAGAUGAUGACUCUCCACAGUAUAUUAACUACAUACAGAUGGGAUAUCUAAACCAAGCACAUUAUCAACAAUAGAUAAUUCACAUUUAAAAGGGUUCUCCAGGAUUUACAAUAAACAUCCUCAGGGUCUGUUUUCUGGGACCCCCGGCGAUUAGCUGCACAAGUUCAAUGUCCUAGGCCAUGUGACAUCACAUUAAUUGGUCACAUGGCCAAGUUGCAGCUCAGCACCAUUCAAGUAAAUGGGGUUGAGAUACAAUACCAAACAUAGCCACUAUACAAUGCAUGACGUUGUCAGGGCCGGCAACUGGGCCUUGAUCCUCUAAGGCCCCCUCCCCCCGCUUCAGUUCCACAGAUGGCAGAACAGUCCAGAAUCCAGAGUGGAGAAUUUCCCAGCUUAGGAGUCCCUGCUCUGACUCCAUAUAUCAGUCAGUGAACAUUAAAGGGGUAUUCCAAAGUGUGGUCAUUAUGCUUAGGGACACCCUGUGUAUAUAAAUCUAAUUUAAACUAUUUUAGAAAUUUCUCUGUGGGGAUUCAAACUCACAACCAUCUACAUUGAAGGCAAGAACCUUAACCACUGGGCUAUAGAGCUCAAUGCUAAGUCAGAGAAACUCCUAUGGGGUUCUUAACACAAGAGAAACUUCUAUGAGGUUUUUCAGCAAUUAAUUAGCAUUAAGAUCUUAUUACUCAGUGGUUAAGCUUCUUGACUUUAAAGGGGUUGUCUCAUCAUGGACAAUGGGGGCAUAUCACUAGGAUAUGCUGCCAUUGUCUUAUAGGUGUGGGUCCCACCGCUGGG
Messenger RNA from Bufo gargarizans (Asiatic toad), 1525 nucleotides. Its product is annotated as triggering receptor expressed on myeloid cells 2-like. The coding region runs from base 73 to 807 and encodes 244 amino acids. Gene Ontology annotation, molecular function: signaling receptor activity. Gene Ontology annotation, cellular component: cell surface. The transcript has 4 exons. The record is from RefSeq and is a predicted model, not a curated record. Lineage: Eukaryota; Metazoa; Chordata; Amphibia; Anura; Bufonidae.